AUGCAGUCCGAGAUGGAUGAUAAUAUCCCGAGGUUUACGAUUGUGUGCUUCUCUGCUGUCCUCGUAUUGGCUGCGGCUCGCCCUCAACACGGUCAUGAGCACUCUUUCGGAUUAUCAUCCCAAAGCUUGGUACUUCACCAAAGUGGACACCAGCAGCAAAAACACCAAGAUCAGCACGAACAUCAAGAACAUCACGAAGAUUACUAUGCGUAUCCAAAGUACUCGUACGAGUACUCGAUACAGGAUCCGCAUACCGGAGACCACAAGAGCCAGCAUGAGACCCGCGACGGCGAUGUCGUGAAGGGCUUUUACUCGUUGCACGAGGCGGACGGCACCGUGCGCAUCGUCGAGUACGAAGCUGACAAACACAGCGGUUUCAAUGCGGUGGUGAAACGCACAGGGCACGCAAAACACAUCAUUCCUGAACAAACGCACCAUUGAUUGAUAAAAACCGUUGUUGACUAAUUUGUAUAAAUUAUGUUUACGUUAUGUUUGUAAAUAGUUUUAAAAUUAUAUAAUUGCUAACUAUAAAAACUUUUUUGUAUCUUAUUCAAAU
This is a messenger RNA of Chilo suppressalis (striped riceborer), 556 nucleotides long. Lineage: Eukaryota; Metazoa; Arthropoda; Insecta; Lepidoptera; Crambidae. The record is from the annotation of a GenBank genome assembly.